Messenger RNA from Paramecium sonneborni, 222 nucleotides. Lineage: Eukaryota; Ciliophora; Oligohymenophorea; Peniculida; Parameciidae. The record is from the annotation of a GenBank genome assembly.
AUGAAACUAAUUCAGAUUGUUCGAUAUAGAAUUAAUACACAUGUACUUAACUAACUAAAGCAAAUUGUUAUGUCAAUAUAUCUACUUCCCUUUGUUCUUCCUUUAAUCUUCUCUUUGCAAGAUGUACUCAUAUUAAUUAAUAAAAAUUAUAUAUUUAAUCUAAUUUUGAGAGAUAUAAAUGGGAUAGUGCUAAUAAUUAAUGCUUAAAGGUUAUUUAUGUGA